Lingula anatina is the source of this 2258-nucleotide messenger RNA. RefSeq lists its product as uncharacterized. The record is from RefSeq and is a predicted model, not a curated record. Gene Ontology annotation, cellular component: membrane. Gene Ontology annotation, biological process: transmembrane transport. Lineage: Eukaryota; Metazoa; Brachiopoda; Lingulata; Lingulida; Lingulidae.
AAUCAUACCAUCUAGGGUGGACAUUUCACACCGGCUCCGGUAUGUCCAUAUGUAAGUACGAAUGUAGCGACUUCUUAUUCACUGUGAUAUAUUUUAAUUUAGUAUUACAUGGCUGAUUUCUCGGAACAUUACGCGUGAUAAAAUUGAUGAACGUUUAUGCCACAAUGUACCUUUAUAUGCUGCCAGUACUACACGUUGAACGUCCAAUGUCAUCUUUGACACAGUACUAGAGGCUGGGUGAUGGCGAGGCCUUCUUCUGCUCCAUACUGACCUCAGGUGAUAUUUUAAGGGAAGACAUAUACCAGAUAUGGAUCCCAGUGAUUUUGUUCCAGUGACGGACUCCGCCUAUCUCAUAAACUGUUCUACCUACAACGCCACCUCGGACGUAGUAACCUACGUCACAAUAACUUCAGACUGGAAAGCCAUCGUCAGUUUCAUCUCUAUCCUUAUUUCUGUGCCAUUCAUGUUGUUCAACAUUAAGUUCUUUCCGAUCGGACAGUCUGGUAUGCUCCUCAGCGCUGCCCUCUUGCAGGUAGCGGCAGGUAUAUUGCAGUGGUCGGACGUGUACACCAUUGCUAGGAAAGCGGCUCAUCUACGAACCAUCUUCAUGAUAUUGGGAACAACCAUGGUGAUAAGGUUCUUUGCCCGUGAACGAAUCCUAGCGGGUAUCUUUAAUGUGGUGUUGAAACGGUACGGUGACGUCAAGUUCUGGGGUUUCGUAUGGCGAGUCAGUGCGCUAACGGCUGUGUUAUCACCAGUGUUCACUGCUGAGGCUGCUUGUUUUGUUGCCACCCCAGCUGCACUCAAGUUCUGGAGACUUCACAGCCGAGACCCCAAUGAAGUCGAGACCAUUUUGCUUACCAUAAUUUCCUCCAGCACCAUAGGUAGUGUUGUCAGUAUUGUAGGCAAUUUGCAAAUGAUGAUAUUAGCAUCAUUCACGGAUUUUCCAAUAUUUGAGGGUUCAAGACUUGAUCUGCGUCGGUCACUUUUCUACCUGGGUCCUCCUGCGGUGACUGCCUUCUUUCUUAACCUUGCCGUCCUGCGCAUCCACCAUGUCCUUAUAAAAAACGACAAAACAUAUCAGAACCAAGACCUGUACAACGGCGACAGCAGCUUCGACUCUCAAGAUCCAAUAUCUGCAGCGACCUCCUUCGAGUUGAGUGGGAGAUCUAUCGCCAGAGACUUAGAAUCUUCCUUGACAGGUUCGGUGUUGACGUCCAAGUCUAUGGCUUGGCAUAAUAUUGUUUCAGAUUCAAACUUCGAACUUUCGAGGAACAGCAACGCAAGUCGCAAGCAGUCGGAUUCCGACAGAGAGGGGUGCUACACCUCAGAUUCGGAAAUAAGUUCUGUGUCACGCAACCGCAGCCAGCGAGGCAGUACAAGCGGGUACGACGCAGGGUCCUCGUGUAUGGAUCACACAGGUGAAAUGAAAGAUAUCCCGUGCAGGAACUACCGUUGUUUAGCCCCCAGUGACUGUCUGGCGUUUCAGGUCUUGAUGUGUGGCAUGUUCUGUGCAAUGAUGAUUUUAUUUUUGGUGUCUCACAAGCAGUUUCACGUUGACGUCGGUUUGCUACCAUUUGGUAUCUGUACCUGGCUCCUGCUACUCGACGCCGUUAUCAACCAGCGCAGCCCCAUCCCUAUGGUGCGAGCUAUGGACUGGGCCGUGUUUCCUACCCUCAUGGCCUACUUCAUCUGGAUGGGUGGCGUCAACAACAGCGGCCUGUCGCACUGGGUGUCAAAGAACAUUGGUCUAUCCAAUCCCGCCCUUGGUCAAGCCAAGGAUAUUGCUGUGUUAAUUCUAGUGAUUCUUUUCGGUUGCUAUUGCUUUACAAGUGUACCAUUCCUCUUGGUUGUGUUGGGUAACUUAAAACCGUGUACCAAACAACUCCCAUUCGUACUGUACGUGGCCUGGGCUGCCACUAUGACUAACAUGGUAACGCUUUAUGGCAACAGUACCAACAUGAUGGUGGUUAACAGAGGCAUCCAAGAUAUCGGUUAUCGUCUGACUUUUUGGAGGCUAUUUAAAUACGGUCUCCCCGCCUUAGUAGCUUCUGUGGCAUGCGGAGCGAUGGUAAUUUAUACAAUGCUACUAAUUCCGUGGACACCGUGAACUGAGUUUAGUGUUCUUUUUGUUCAUUCCUGUAAAUGCUUUUAUAUCAAAUCCAUUUACAUUGCGUAAACUCGGCGUCUACGAUCGUUGUCCACUGAUCAUUUGGGUACUUAAUAAACGAGUUAGUCUUUCAUUAAUUAAAUAAACU